This is a messenger RNA of Galeopterus variegatus (Sunda flying lemur), 153 nucleotides long. RefSeq lists its product as uncharacterized. The record is from RefSeq and is a predicted model, not a curated record. The annotation marks the transcript as partial. Lineage: Eukaryota; Metazoa; Chordata; Mammalia; Dermoptera; Cynocephalidae. The transcript is spliced from 3 exons.
UGUGUGUGUGCGUGUGUGCACGUGUGGGGGCGUGUGUGUGUCCACGUGCGUGUGUGUGCGUGUGUGCAUGUGUGUGCGCGUGUGUGCGUGUGUGUGUGCGCACGUGUGUGUCUGUGCGUGUCUGUGCACAUGUGUGUCGUGUGCGUGUGUGUG